Molecule: messenger RNA, 2622 nt
Organism: Ceratosolen solmsi marchali
Lineage: Eukaryota; Metazoa; Arthropoda; Insecta; Hymenoptera; Agaonidae
Product: U2 small nuclear ribonucleoprotein auxiliary factor 35 kDa subunit-related protein 2
Exons: 4
Coding region: 188-2482 (764 amino acids)
Biological process (GO): mRNA splicing, via spliceosome
Cellular component (GO): U2AF complex
Molecular function (GO): metal ion binding; RNA binding
Source: RefSeq, a predicted model, not a curated record
CAUGAGAUCCCCGAAUUUCUAAGAUGGCGUACAUCGUCUGCUGUGGCGCAUCGGCUUGAGAGAAUUCUUUUACGCUUUCGCUUGUUAACGACGCAAAAGUCUCGUCCCCGACAUUUUAUUGAUAAUUUAAUUCAUUUUUAUUAAAGUUACCGAGGCAGCAUCAAUAAAACAUUCAAAAUGUCCGGUAAUGGAAAGGGAGUCGUCGAAGCGCCUGAGUCAUAAGGAAUGGAGGCGCCAAGUGAAAAAAAAGCGACGCAAGCGCCUACGACGAAAAGCCGCCCGGGAACGCGACGAGGAGGCUGAUCGGUUGAGGAGAAUACUCGAGCAGAGUGACGAUUAUUUGCAAUGGUUAGAAGAGAAACGCAAAUUAAAGCAGGAAGAAGAGAAACGCAUUGAAAAAGGACGCGCAGAAUUGGAAAAAGCUUGGCUAGAAGCCGAGGUAAAAGCACAGAAGGAGUGGAAAAUAUUGCAGGCACGAAAGGCUAAGGCUCGAGAAAUACAGUUAGCUCAAGAGGAGAAAAUUAGAGAAGAAUUUGAAGCCAUGCAGGAAAACAGUCGAAAGAAGAAGGAGGCUGAGAGACGUAGGAGAGAUGAGCAGAAAAAGAUGUUUGAUAGAAUUAAAAAAGAAAUUGAUGCAUACAUUGAUGAUGGAGCUAGAACUCCUAAAGCACUUAGAUCCAUAAACGAGACUCAACCAGGGAAGGAAAUAUGCCCAUUUUUUACUAAAACUGGCGCAUGCAGAUACGGUGAUAUUUGUUCAAGAAAUCACCAAAGACCGAGUCUUAGUACGGUAAUUCUUGUACCAAAUUUUUACACUCAUUUCUCAUUGGAGCGACACUCGCACGAGUAUGAUACGGACAUAAGACUAGAGUACGAUCAUAGAGAGACUCGUAAUCACUUUCGUGAUUUUUAUUAUGACGUGGUACCAGAACUAGAAAAGUUUGGAAAAAUAAAAACUUUACAAUAUUGCAAAAAUACCGAAUCUCAUCUUAGAGGAAAUCUCUAUGUUGAGUAUCAGUCGGAAAGAGAAGCUGCAAGAGCAUUGAGAGGCCUUAAAGGCCGUUGGUACGCCGGAAGACAAUUACAUUGUGAAUUUGUCAAUUUGAAAUCAUGGAGAGGAGCCAUUUGUGGCAUGAUGCGUUGCCCAAAAGGCAGUGCCUGCAACUUCUUACAUACUUUUAGAAAUCCUACCGAAGAUUAUGGUGUUAAAAGUCCACCAUUAUGGCAGAAGAGACAAGAACAAUUUGAAAGAAACAAUAGUAAUUCCUCUAGAAGAGGAAACUACAGUAACAGGAAUAGAUCAAAUUGGGAGGAUUAUGAUAAUGGCCACGAGCGAAAUCGAAAUUGGAGAUGGUCUGAAUCUCCAGAGCAAGAGGAUAGAAGACAAGGAGGAAGGCAAAAUCAAUACAGGCAGAUGCAAAGGAACUACUAUCCACGUAAUCAAUAUAAUAAUCGUAAUAAUUACGAUAACAGAAGAAAUGAUAGAAACUUUUACAACAAUAGAAGACAAAGAAAUUUCAAUGAUUCUAGAAAUAGAUAUUCUGAUGAAGAUAAGGAAGAAAACCGAUACAAUAAACCGCAAAGAAGACCGUUUAACUAUAACGAUAGAUUCAAAAGAAGAUAUUCAGAUUCAGAUGGAAACGAGGAUUAUAGCUCCAAUAAAAUUAGACGAAAGGAAAGACAUUCGCUGGAUAGAAGAAGCAGAUCUCGGUCCCGAUCUCGAUCUCGAUCACGUUCCUUAACUCGAUCGCCCUCGCGUUCCCGAUCCCGCUCUCGCUCCCGCUCCCAUACUCAUUCACGAUCCCAGUCACCGUCUCGAUCCAAAUCCCGAUCCCGCUCCCCGACAAGAUCUUUAUCCAGAUCUAGAACUCGUUCACGAAGUCCACUGCACCAUGAAUCCAUGAUCGAAGUUGAUGUAUACUCAAGAAAAACGAGAUCAAGGGAACUACAAUCGGUUGAAGGAGAAAGCAGAUCCCCUUCCGAUGAGAGAAAAUGCAGACCCCCGUCUCCGAUUCAUACACCGAAAGAGAAAAAUAAUACUAAGGUUAGCCAUAAAGGUCCGGAUGCUGAAGUUGUAUCUGUUGGUAGUUCUAAUAGUAUUGAAAUGUUUGGUAAAAAGGGUAUCAGAAAACCACCAGGUCAUUCUAUUUCGAAGUGGGAUAAUGAAAAGCGUGAAGAUUCAAGUACAGAGAGUCGAGACUCUCAUUCACAAUCACAAUCGCGAUCACAAUCACGUUCACCGUAUAAGGUUAUUGAAAAUGAUAAUAAUGUUGACAUUCAGGAAAUGGAACAUAUAGAACAGAUAGAGCAGAUAGAGCAGAUAGAGCAAAUAGAGCAGAUAGAGCAGAUAGAGCAGAUAGAGCAGAUUCAACAAAUUCAGGAAAGAGAAAUGCAUCAAUAUUUAAAGCCUCCAACAGGAAGUAGUAAAAUGUCUGAUCAAAAAGAAUAUGAAUGGGAUACAACCGAUUCGGAAAACGAAUAAUUCUAAACUUGUAAUAAUUGCCAGCAGUUUUGAACAAACUAUACCAUGUACAGUAAUAAAUAUUUUUCAUAUUAAAUUGUAUGACUGUAAAGCUUCUGGUCGUUGAAGAUGCCAGCUAAGAAUAUGAUAAUUCAAAUUUA